Macrosiphum euphorbiae (potato aphid) is the source of this 1686-nucleotide messenger RNA. The record is from the annotation of a GenBank genome assembly. Lineage: Eukaryota; Metazoa; Arthropoda; Insecta; Hemiptera; Aphididae.
AUGCUGCACCUACAUCAAAACGGUUCGAUAAAUAAUGGUUACACUAACUGUAUUGCUAGAGCCAUGUAUGACAACAUUGCUGAAGCACCUGAUGAAUUAGCAUUUAGAAAAGAUGACAUAUUAACAGUAUUAGAACAAAAUACAGCUGGUCUUGAAGGAUGGUGGUUAUGUUCGUUAAGGGGCCGUCAAGGGAUAUGUCCUGGAAAUCGAUUAAGACUAAUACCAGGUGUGUAUGAAGUUACCGAACCCCAAAUUAUAUCAUCAAAUUGUAUCCAAGAUCAAAAUCAUUUCAAUCAUGAAAUCAAGCAUCAAAGCUGGCACGCAAACCUGAAUACAGUGACGUCACAACAAAAACUGGGUGACCUCCUUACAUAUGAUACUCCUCAAAAAACUGUCGAUACUAAUGGCUAUAAUAUUCCUCCUAUAAAUCAUGCAUUAGAUCGCCUAACAAGCGAUUUUACAAAACGACCACUCAGUGUUGGAAGCAGUAGUGGCUGCUGUAGUGAUAGUUAUGAUCCUCUCCCAAACCAACAUCCCCUUGUUUCAAAAGAAAGCUAUGAUGUACCGAGACAGCUGAAUAUACAAGUUACUCCAAGUAGUUCAAUCAGCUCAUUAUCAACUGGUGGUAUUUGUAGUAGUACAAGCGGAAGUGAAUCUAAUCGGUCUAGUAGUAUUGGACUGGAUUAUGAUAUUCCUAGAAACCGAACAUUAGCUUCUUUGCCAUCUGAAUUACAGAAUUUAACUAUUAGUAGUCAGGACUACGAUGUUCCAUCAAAUAGUUUGCAACCUAAAGAAUUAUCUAUAGACUUGGACUGUGCACUGGAAUGCUUAGAUAAAUUAACAUCAGAAGUCUCUUCUAAUACUACUCAGCUAUUAAAUUAUGCCGGACCAAAUUGGAGGAGCCAAAAAAAUUUAGAAGCCAAUCUUCUUGAUAUAAAAAUUAUAUCUUUACGACUUAAAAAUAGUUUACACCAAUUUAUUGUAUUUUCAGAAGGAUGUCUAGGAAAUGCAGUUAAUGCUCGUGAUAAAGGGAUCUCAACUAAACUUCAUCCAUUAGUAUUUGAUUUAAUGAAAACUGAUAAAAUGAUAAGUUUUUCCACAAAUGCUUUGGAUUGCCUUGAUUGGAAACCACAUUUAUUACAUAGAGAGUCUAACAAUGAAAGUGAGUAUUCUGAAGACGCCUUGGAUAAGCUAAUUUCAUGUGCCAAAUAUUUGACUGAUGACAUUCGUCAGAUCACAUCGUUUAUUAAGGGUAAUUCAACGUUAUUGUUUAAAAAAAAAUUAAUAUGUGCUGAUGAUGAUGAAGAUGAUGAUUAUGAAUACAUAGGUGAUGAGAAUGGCAAAAAGCCAAAUAUAACUAGUGCUUCCAUUAAAAGUGACAGUCCUUUUUCUGGACUUUCUACUAAUGAUAAAAAAAUAUUUAAUUUCUACAGUCAUCAAAUUGUCAGUCAAUCUGAUUUGUUAACUAGUCACAUUAACACGUUUUUACGAAUUGUUGAAGAGAACCGCCCACCAUCAGUAUUUGUUAUGAAAGUCAAGUAUAUAAUAUUAAUUGCACAUCAACUGGUUGUUGUUGGUGAUACAAUAUGUCGAAAUGUACAAGAGUCAACUGUGAAGAAUCAUGUGGAACAGUGUUCAAAAGCUUUAUCUGCAGAAAUUGACUGCUAUGAUGAGGAUAUGAAAUAA